Messenger RNA from Trematosphaeria pertusa, 984 nucleotides. RefSeq lists its product as uncharacterized. The record is from RefSeq and is a predicted model, not a curated record. The transcript has a single exon. Bases 354 to 974 code for a protein of 206 amino acids. NCBI's taxonomy places the organism in Eukaryota, Fungi, Ascomycota, Dothideomycetes, Pleosporales, Trematosphaeriaceae.
CUUUCCAUCCUCAUCACUCGCAAUCUUUACGUCUCCUUUCUCGAGUACUGCUCCCAAUGACACACACAACCCGAGUUCAUAACUUGAACGCUACGCAAGAUUGGACAUCAGUCGGCCUUCCUUUUCUGAAACUGCCCGACCAGCUCCCCUGUUCGCUUCCCGAUGAGAGAGAAAUUACGGAAGGGACGGUUCUCUGUGGAGAUGCUUCCAAUCACUGCCUUGUUGCUGUCGGCGAACAUUUCGUUGUUAAAUACGGUCGCCACGUAUCUGAAGUUGAAGGACAGAAUCUGCUUUUCCUCGAGCAGUACACGGGCGCCUAUUUGACUGCGCCAAAACUUUACGCAAUGUAGCGCAUGGCAUCUACGGGACAUCUCUGCCUUGUCAUGCAACGACUGCCUGGAGAAAGUCUUGAGAAACUCUGGCCCCAUCUUACGGAAGGGGAGAAAUUGGCUGUCUGCACAAGGCUAAAGAACGCUUUUAAUUUUCUGCGAAACCUUCCCUCUCCUGGCUUCUACGGUGGCAUCGGCAGGACUCCUCUUCCCCACCACUUUUUCUGGGAUUCGGCCAAAAGCCCAGCAAUCUGCGGACCUUUCAAUUCAGAGGCUGAACUUAAUGCCGGAAUUGUUCGAAAGCUGAGACAGCAGUCUAAAGAGAACGGAGGAUACAUGAACCAAAAGGUAGAGUUCUAUGAAAGGCACCUGGAUGAUGUGUUAAGUGGCCAUGAUUCCGUCUUUUCGCAUUCGGAUCUACAACGAAAGAACGUCCUGGUACAUCGACACGCAGGGGCCAUUAUUAGUGUUGCUAUCGUAGACUGGGAGGACGCAGGGUGGUACCCGAGCUACUGGGAAUACUGCCUUGAGUUCGCUACAGCACUAUGGGUGGACGACUGGCCGAAACGACUAGAAGACGCAAUCGCCCCUUGGCCGUGUGAGGCUGCCGUCUUCAGGAUGCUGUACCAGGAACUGUACUUUUAGAGAAUCUAGG